Talaromyces marneffei is the source of this 1407-nucleotide messenger RNA. RefSeq lists its product as uncharacterized. Gene Ontology annotation, molecular function: metal ion binding; indoleamine 2,3-dioxygenase activity; heme binding. Bases 1 to 1407 code for a protein of 468 amino acids. The transcript has 3 exons. NCBI's taxonomy places the organism in Eukaryota, Fungi, Ascomycota, Eurotiomycetes, Eurotiales, Trichocomaceae. Gene Ontology annotation, biological process: 'de novo' NAD+ biosynthetic process from L-tryptophan. Gene Ontology annotation, cellular component: cytoplasm. The record is from RefSeq and is a predicted model, not a curated record.
AUGCUCAACAUCCCCUCAUCACCAAUCCCCCUCGACGAGUUCCGCGUCUCCUACGAAACCGGCUUCUUACCCAUCAACAGUAACAGCAGCAACAGAAAACUCCCUCUCCACAGACUCUCAACCCCGUAUUUCUCGCCCUGGGAAGAUGUUAUUUCCGAUUUGCCUCAACUCAUUCAGACCGGCGAGAUCAGACAGAAAGUGCUUGACCUACCGGUUUUGUCGGUUGAGGGUCUUAGUGCAGAUGAUGAAGGAGAGUGGCAGAGGGCGUACCUUGUUCUUGCUUUCCUGACGCAUGCAUAUAUCUGGGGUGGUGAGAAGGCUGAAGAUAAAUUACCACCAAGCAUAUCCUGCCCCUUCCUGGCAGUCUCAGAGCACCUCGAACUCCCUCCCUGCGCGACAUACGCAGCGUUGAAUCUCUGGAACUUCACCACAAUCAACAACAAUAACGAAGAAACAGACCUUACAAACCCCGACAACAUAGACACCAUCAACUCCUUCACUGCCACCGACGACGAACGCUGGUUCCUCGUCGUAUCCGUCGCCAUGGAAGCCUGCGGCGCAAAAAUGAUUCGUUUGGUGCUCGACAGUAUCACCACAAUCAACAAUACGACCACUGCCGAUGACAACGACGGUAGCACGACUGAAAGCACAUCAUCAAACCGCAACACAAUCCUCACAAAUCUGCUUAAUGGCAUGGGAGAAUGCAUAGAUGAGAUCGGCCAUAUACUGGAAAGAAUGUACGAACGAACCAACCCUAUGGUUUUUUAUCAUCAGAUUAGGCCGCUGUUGGCUGGGUCGAAGAAUAUGGGUGCGGCAGGGUUGCCUAAUGGCGUGUUUUAUGAUACUGGCGAUGAUAAGGGACGAUGGCAUCAGUAUAGUGGUGGCAGUAACGCGCAGAGCUCCUUGGUGCAGUUGAUUGAUAUCGCGUUGGGGAUUCAGCAUAUUGCCAGUGGAGAGGUGGAAGGGAAGACGAUUAAGGAUAAACAUACUGCUUUUAUGAAGGAAAUGAGAAAUUAUAUGCCCGGCCCCCAUCGCCGGUUCCUCGAGUAUGUGGCUUCAAUCGCCAACAUCCGUCCCUACGCACUCAGUCUCCCCGUCUCCUCGGACGUACGACAAGCCUACAACGCAGUGGUCAUGAAACUAGGCGGUUUCCGCGACAAGCACAUUCAAAUCGUUUCGCGAUAUGUGAUUUUGCCGGCAUCAAGGCCAGCCCCCAAAUCAUCAAAGUAUGAGGAUGUGAGAAAGAAUAGAGUUAACCUUGCGAGUGCCACAUCAUAUGUUGCAAACUCUCAUGAUGGUACGAAGCAGAGGGAAGAAAAGGUGUUUUACGGGACGGGGGGAACGGAUUUGAUUCCGUUUUUGAAAGCGACGAGGGAUGAGACGAAGGCUGCUGCUAGAUUUUGCUGA